Messenger RNA from Saprolegnia parasitica CBS 223.65, 906 nucleotides. RefSeq lists its product as hypothetical. The record is from RefSeq and is a predicted model, not a curated record. Bases 1 to 906 code for a protein of 301 amino acids. Gene Ontology annotation, molecular function: catalytic activity. The transcript is spliced from 4 exons. Lineage: Eukaryota; Oomycota; Saprolegniomycetes; Saprolegniales; Saprolegniaceae.
AUGGUGCUCGUACACCUUCUCUAUGGCAUCUUCAAGACGCUGGCAUGGCUCGCCGGCUACAGCGAGCACUACGUGACCGUCGACGACAUUGAGUGGUCGUACCUCGACUCGGGCAACGCCAAGGACGAGCGGCCGAUCGUGCUCUUCCUGCAUGGCUUCUCGAGCGUCAAGAACUCGAUGCUGCGCGUCGCGCGCGCCACGUCAUACGACUUUCGCGUGCUUAUGCCCGACAUGCCGGGCCAUGGCAACACGACGGCGCCGUCCAUCACGAGCUACCGCGCGACGGAGCAGGCAAUGCGCCUCGAGGCCUUUCUGCAAAAGGUCAUUGGCAGCGCCAAGAUCCACGUGGUCGGCUGCUCGAUGGGCGGUAUGAUCUCGGGCACGUAUGCGUCCAUGUACCCGGACCGCGUGCUCUCGACGACGCUCAUCUGCCCCGCGGGCGUGAGCAUGCCUACAAAGAGCCCGCUGCUGCAGAUCUUUGAAAGUACGGGCGAGAAUUACAUGCGGGCGACGACCGCCGACGAUUUUAUCCGCCUCCACACGUUCAUGUUUCACGCGCCACGCAAACUACCACACUUUGUUGCCAACCUCGUCGCCAAGGAGCGGGCCAAGCAAGGCGAUGUCCUCGAACGACUCAUGAGCGACAUCCUCCUCGAUUUCCAGACGCUGGACGACAAGCUUGACCAGAUCCAGAGUCGAGUCCAGAUCAUCUGGGGCGACAACGAUCAAAUUCUAGACAACUCGAGCUUGGAGAUCAUCCGCCAGAAAAUCCCGGACCACCGACUGCAGGUGCACAUGGUCCCCGAAGCCGGCCACUGCGUCCACCAAGAAAAGCACGCCGAGGUCGGCGCCCUCGUCCAUACCUUCCUCGCGCAGUUCAUUACUGUCUCGGUACCCGGCCAAUAG